AUGCAUGCUAACCAGAUUGGGUUUACUGGCAGGAAACUCACCGAGAGCUUCUUCGUUGUGUCUUACGCCAAAGCCAUACAAACAGCUGCUAUAGCACGAUUCAACAGGCUUUACCACCAAAUCAUGACGCUUCACAGGCCGCAGCCUAAUGCAAGUAGCUUGGUUAUUACACAGGCGCCAAUGAGCCCGUUUUUCAUCUUCCGGACAGUUUCCGACUACACCAAGCAGACCAGACCGCUUUCACUAUUCAAUAACAUGGUGGUUCCUGGAGACUGCGCUCCGAGCCCAAUUGGGUACGUAAUCGUUACCAACAUGGUACGGAAAGGCCUGGGCUCAAAAUCGAUUGACAACUUUGGGUUGCGUUUGCGAAGAGCAAUCUUUAGCUCGCGGUAUUCCCAGGUCAUUUCCCUCAGUGUUUCCUGGCAUCUUUACCUCAAGGUCUUGCGCCGGCCACAUGGCAAGGCUCAUGGAGCAGCCAAAGCAUUGUCUUUGCCUUGCAUGGCUGCUGGAAAUGGAGACUGCGGUUGCACGAUGCCGGGCCAUGGGACUGUUCAGCGUAUCAUAUUCCGAGCUCCCACGAAGGACCCUGCAGCAAUAAUUGACUCGUAUCAGCGCCGUGGUCAACACGCACCCAACCGUGAGUCGCGACUUUCAAGGGGUACCAUCUCCGCACUAACCGUCCGCCAAGCCGUGACCCGACCAGCAACACCAUUGUUCUCGACAGAAACUUUCUUGCGAAGCAUCAAGCCACACACAAGUCUCCGACAGUUGAUUCAAAAAGAAGAUCGAGUGGAACUCACCUGGAGACGGUCACAGACAACCUUGGACAACGGCGACUCCAUCGGGGGGCUCGGCACACUUGCCACUGCAACCCGCAUCCACCAAUCUAUGGACUGUACGCCAGUCACCGCUCCAAGCGUACGUUUUGUGUCGGCGACACGUCGCUUCGCCAGCAGACGUCCCAUUAAAUCGGUGUUUACCGAUGAGAAGGAAUGCAAAGCGUCCCAUUGUCUUCUCAUUGGUCUUCCUGGUAAGGGUUCGUGCUGCGAGCUUCUCCAGAAGAAUGUCACGCUUUCGAACUUCCGUUCCCACGACGGUGGAUUGGAUAACAGAGACACGGCGAAAGCCCAGGUCCAGCCCGGUGAUUCUCUCGGCCGGCUCUUGUCGGAGCUCACUCGGAGCUAUUAUGGCUUUGAUACUCGCGGCCAGCCUCCGUCCCCGACCCGCCACUCCGACACAGAACGUAAUGCAACGUGGAAGAUGUGUUACAUGCUGCCUAAUUUGGCGGAUAUCGGGAGACUCUGUCUUGACUCCUCUGUGGCUAUCGAUAAGUGGUGCUGGUCAAGCCUGUCUCUCACUGUCGAGAACUUCGCCCGAGUCAAGCUCUUGUUGGGAGCAGCAGCAUCACCCAUCAACGCCCAAGCACAGGGGAUCAUCCUAGGAAAAGAAUUCAACUGCACUCCACCCACAACUCCGACCGACAGCCAACGACCCAAGGUACGCACUCUUAUGGUCUUCAUGCAAAUGCAAAUCGCGCGCAAUCGCAAGACAAUCACGAUCUUGCUCCACGCAACGUCCCUCUAUAUCUUUAACUUCGAGACCAUACCAGGCGGACCCAACUUCCCCAGGAUUACCCAAGACUCGACAAACCAGGCAGGAACCGUAUACUGCCUAAUAGAGCUCUCCGCAACCGCAGGCGUCCGGCCAUCCCAUGCUAUCAACUUACUUUUCAACUCCAACCCCGAAACCCUUUCAGAACACGUUGAGCGGCAUUUUGAGUUGGUGACGUGUGCUUUCUUCACAUGCGUGCACGCGACCACGGUUCGGUUGAGAGAAUUGAGCCAAGAGCAGAGGGGCUGGCGCAUGAGCGCUUCGCGAUGCCCUCAGCCGACUGAGGAUACUGGGCCUUGGAAUAUGAAAGCUUUUUUGUUUCUUUUCCCUCUUUUUUGGCUUCCACCCCGCGUCAAGAAUCAGGCCAGGGGCCUGUCUGAUGGAACUGUCCCGGUUGACCCUCGCGGCGUUUGA
Molecule: messenger RNA, 2025 nt
Organism: Colletotrichum lupini
Lineage: Eukaryota; Fungi; Ascomycota; Sordariomycetes; Glomerellales; Glomerellaceae
Exons: 11
Coding region: 1-2025 (674 amino acids)
Source: RefSeq, a predicted model, not a curated record